This is a messenger RNA of Blastomyces gilchristii SLH14081, 1238 nucleotides long. RefSeq lists its product as uncharacterized. The record is from RefSeq and is a predicted model, not a curated record. Bases 874 to 1191 code for a protein of 105 amino acids. NCBI's taxonomy places the organism in Eukaryota, Fungi, Ascomycota, Eurotiomycetes, Onygenales, Ajellomycetaceae. The transcript has a single exon.
GGGCCAGCGGGGAAACGAGAUUGAUAUCGUCCGACAUCUUCCGUUGGGCACUUCAGCUUGAUGCGCCUGAGAUCAUUUGGGCUUUACAGGAUUGCGGAUUGUCCCGAAUCGAUAACUAAAUAUACCAUCGGCUAAGAAACAUUCAAUAUCUGGGUAUGCUAUGCUAGGACGUGUUCCAAUUUGAGGAGGGGUGGGAAUUUACAGCCAGAAUUCUACUUCAACUGGAAUAACUCACGAUGUUUCCCGAAGGGCAAAAUGAGAGCGUCAUCCUGGAUACUUGGCGUUGAAAGGGGGGGGCUGAAAUGAAUACAACAGCAACUCUCAAUGCUCCCAUCGCCCGGUUUUCCCAGCUGACAUAUAUUUAUAUCAUACCGCUCUCGAACGUCAGAGCGCGGAAACAUUCGGCCUGUAUUUAUAACCCUGAGGGCCUCGCAGGGCAAUUUACGGCUUCCUGUCCCCUGAAGCUUGACACGUUCCUUCAUUCAACAUGAGAGCUGAGGUCUGCGUUUUAAACGGGACAAAAUUCAAUGGGGGGAACUCCAUUUUCUUGGAGUCAUAUGGAUGAGUCUCUAUUUUCUAAAAGCAAUAAUGACCCUACCCUAUCGUCAUUGGGAAUUUCCCAAAAUAUUUGUUUCAGUGAUAUGAUGGUGCGUCUCAAUAUUUCCGGUGGCUCUGGAAAUAUUGUCCGCGAUUUAUCUCAAGACUUUCUACAUAUCUUCGGGAGAAAGGGCAGAGAAAGCUGCCAUAAUCAAGCACCAAUCCCACGUUUACUUCCAAGAUGGCAGCUCAUGGGAACUUCAAUGGACAACUUAAUAUGCCACCGGCUAAGAAACAUUCAAUCAUGAGUACUUUGGAACUAGCACAUGAACUAAAAUGGGCUCUGAAUUAUAUUUGACGACGGAGGGAAAAAGAAAAAAGAAAAAGAAAAAUCCCUCAGCAACAAUGAGUUUCCUGAUUCCACAGGCACAGUGGACCUCCUGCUCUCAGAGCAUCAAUAUUGAGCAUGGACGUACCAGAGUCCGUGCCAUUCCAGUUGAAUUACGAAACCGGACCUCUCUUGAACCAAAACAAACGGGGCCUCAUGGGUCAUUGCGAGGAAUGCAAAACACUGCUCACAAAACGAGAAUGCCGGUACCAUUCAAUCAUUGCAAAAGUGUACGGAGCAAUCUAAAUUUAUUGGCACAAGAAUAGCUAAGAGCAACAACAAGGACGACAUCGCACUCGGAUUGAACUCAUUU